Lindgomyces ingoldianus is the source of this 1632-nucleotide messenger RNA. RefSeq lists its product as uncharacterized. The record is from RefSeq and is a predicted model, not a curated record. The transcript is spliced from 2 exons. The coding region runs from base 1 to 1632 and encodes 543 amino acids. NCBI's taxonomy places the organism in Eukaryota, Fungi, Ascomycota, Dothideomycetes, Pleosporales, Lindgomycetaceae.
AUGCUUGACCUCAUCAGCCUAGUGGAUAGGUCCGAUAAGCCAGGUCCCCGCAAGGCAUGCGACCAAGACCCACGGCCGCCCUUGAAUUUGCAUCCGCAACAGAGUGGCUUGGAGUUUUCUAGCCUUAGCAGGAUUAAGAAGCGGGAGGUUUCUUCGAGCCUGAGGUCUUUUCGCUCUAUUCGUGCAUGUCCGAACCCUGCUUUAGAUAUCUGGGGCGAUACUGCGUUAGAGUUCACCAAUCCUCCACACCCUCAAGACAGGAGCGGCAAGAAUAAUGCGACUAGUGUUAAGAUUAAAGGUUCCUCUGGUCGUGAUUUCGCGACCAAAGGUUUCGUUCGCAAAGACUAUGUGUCGAUGUGGAAGGGGAAGAAGGGAGCCAGUGAAACGCCCCCAGUUUCAGAGCCCGAGAAGUUCGGCUCCAACGAUAACCUCGAACUCUUCCAACCAUCACCACUUCCCGGAUCUUCUAAAGAGAUCCUUGUUCGUGUUGGUUCUGGUACGCGUAUAAUGGAAAACAAGUUUGUUCAAACCCCGUCAUCAAAAAUUCCCCUUCCUCCUAGCAAGUCUAUUGGGGAUAUCCAGGCGCAAACAUCUACUUUCAAAAAGCCUGCCGUUGUUCUCUCUUCUAGACUGCCCAUCCUUCCCAUUACGACAUCGCUAAAGGGAAUGCGAGAAGGUUCAGUGAAGAACAAGACGAUGAGCACCACGCCUCCUGGAUCCUCGACACAUCCUUUGCCCAGUUCUAGAAGCCCUUCCUUUCCAUCGGGUCUGGACAGCCCACUGGCGGUUACCAUACCCUGCAGCCCGCUACUUUCCAUAACGCGUCCCAAAGAGGUGCAAAUACAGAACCCACAUAAUGAUGGAGAGGCUAAGGCUUCUUUACGACUAUCCAUGGCCCUUGCAAGUAUGGAACAAGGACCCAAAUACGACGGUAAUCUUAAGGUCGUUUCACGGUCGGCCACUACCCUUUCAGUCACGACUCCAAUAGAAGUGUAUUCCCAAGAGCCCCAGGACUACGGUAGAAUUUCUCCUGCUCCAAAAGUGCCACCUAGAUUUUGGAUGAUGACGCCUAAAGAGGUAUUUUCCCAGGCACCACAAGACGACAGCGAUCCCGAAGUUGCUCCAAAAACACCUCUCCCCACUGUUUCGAAGCCGACUGCUUCCCCAGGGUGGACGCCUGACAGGACUCCCAAUUCGAAGCUUUCAAAACUCUCUAUGACCUUAGUUAAGACGAUACAUUCGCAAGAGACAUUCAUUCCAAUUCAUCCAAUCCCUGCUCCCUCAACUACCCCACCUCUGCCGGAGAUCAUUCCGCCUCCACAACCAGCACAGUCUGCCACGGGAGGGCUCACAGUCUCCGGCGCUCUAAACGUUAUUCUCGGUCUCCUAGCCUCCGCUUCCGUGAGCUUUGAAGUGGAGCAUCUCGGAGAAGUGGUCGCUGAUGAGUUGGUCCAAAAGAUGUGGUACAACUUUCUCAUUGGAGUCAUACUAUGCAUUUUAUUAUUCAUUUGGGGUGACUGGGCAAAUGGAUUGCUCAGGCUUCCGGAGAGUAUCGGCUUCUUGGUUGGUCGGAAGGUUGGUUCAAUCGCCCGUGCUGCCUCAGAUGGAUAUCGAGAUGGUCGUGAUUAUUAA